Messenger RNA from Micropterus salmoides (largemouth bass), 1565 nucleotides. Its product is annotated as UDP-GalNAc:beta-1,3-N-acetylgalactosaminyltransferase 1-like. Lineage: Eukaryota; Metazoa; Chordata; Actinopteri; Centrarchiformes; Centrarchidae. The transcript has 2 exons. Bases 1 to 597 code for a protein of 198 amino acids. The record is from RefSeq and is a predicted model, not a curated record.
AUGGAGGUUCUGGAGGACAGGGAUGAUGUGGUCACAGGAGCGAGUAUGGUUGUUAACUUUGCCUUUCUUGUUCUUUUAGACAACUUGGCUCAUCAGAAGAAGACUUUGUUUCACUCCUGGUUCCGGUUCCUGCUCCUGCUGAGUCUAGUGGUCUUCAUCUUGUUAUAUGCUGUGUCUGACACUUCUCUGUCAUGGUGGACAAACCUUCCACUCCAUGUCCACUAUCAGAGGUUUUUCAAUCUGACUAACAAGGUUAAUCAGGCUCCUUCUUAUCGUAUCCAUCCAAAGCAUAAAGUUAAACUAAGUGAGAUCCAUGAAACCACAGAACACCCUACUGUACCAGCUACAGGUAUUCAGUACCACCAAGCCUAUCCACGCAACUACCACAAGACCAAGACCCCUUUCCAUGUCCUGAUGGUUCCAGUGGCACCAAAUAACGUAGCAGCUCGGGACGCCAUCCGACAGACAUGGGGCAAAGAAAGCCUGGUUCAGGGCGAGGUCGUGCUUACUCUGUUCAUGCUGGGCAUCUCUGGAAAAGCUGAUGCUGAGCAGCUGCAGGAGAAGCUCAAACAGGAGAAUCUGAAGCAACUUUGGUGAUGUCCUCAUCUGAUAACAAUAUGUAUUUUUUUAGCAGUAAAUUUACUCAAAGUAUGUCUGACCCAACUCAUGUACAUUUUUCUCAUCAACAGUGUUUUGUAUGUUCAAGGCAGGUAGUGGAAACUUAGAAAAAGAUCACUGAAAUUCUGCCUGUCUUUGUACACAAGUUACACUUCAACUGGAACAGAUGAUGCUGAGAUCUCUGUAACUUAGUACAGUCUGUAUCAAAAUAUCUGUGUUUCUGUUACACCUGGGCGGUAAAUGAAGAUUUUUACUUGAAAAUAUGUGAGCAUCCUUUGACUGGACAGUGUCAUUCCACAAAAUGCUUCUUAAGGUGAGCUAUUAAAGUUAAUGUGAAAUCUUUGGUAUCUUGACAUUGGCGUUUACGUAACGCUAUUGCACAUUUAAAGUGGUAACUAAACAGCCGCCCAACAGUAGCCUAACGGUAACAGGUCAGAUUUUCCCUCCAGUGAAAAAAAAUAAAAAUAAAAGCCUGCUUGCAACCCUGCCGCGGGAGCGCGCCUUAGACUUCAUCAAAGUGAAUGAAAAAUAUACCAUGUGGAUUGUUUAAUCUAUCGUUUUAGUAUUGUUUUAUUAACGAGGUUUGUGUAGAGCAAGCUAGCACUUAUAAACGUUUUCAUAGGCUUACGUUAUGUGUUAUUGAAUUUCGUAUUAUUCAUUGCCUUCAAUUGAGAAUGUCUACACAAUUACACACUACAACCGUGCUUUAUUUCAGAAAGAAAUUUUCUGUUCCAAAUGUUACAUUUAUUGGAACCGAUUUAUAAAUGACAUUGACUGGAAAAAGGUUUGGAUGAUUCCUCACAGAUACUUGAUAGUAAACAAGGUGAAAGAAGUGGUGUUCAGAAUAAUUCACAGAUAUUACCCUGCUAAUCAUUACAUGGUUAAAUUUAAAACUGUUCUUUUUGUGAAGACCACCCAGAAACUGUAUUGCACCUUUUUUGGUAUUG